Messenger RNA from Yarrowia lipolytica CLIB122, 678 nucleotides. RefSeq lists its product as uncharacterized. The record is from RefSeq and is a predicted model, not a curated record. NCBI's taxonomy places the organism in Eukaryota, Fungi, Ascomycota, Dipodascomycetes, Dipodascales.
AUGAAGUUCACCGCCCUUGCCAUUGCUGCCUUUGCCGCCGUCGCCGUCGCCCAGGACGACGGAGGACUCGACGCCCUCAAGUCCCAGUACCCCCAGUACUUCUCCGGCGUCACCUCUCUGUCCGUGCCCGCCCAGUACCAGACCGCCGUUCCCCAGCAGCCCCAGCAGCCCGCCCCUGCUCCCCAGCAGUCCCAGGCUCCUGCUCCCGCCCCUGCUCCCCAGCAGCCUUCUCAGGCCCCCGCCCCUGCUCCUUCUCAGCAGCAGCCCACCCAGGCUCCCGCCCCUGCUCCCGCUCCUGCUCCUUCCCAGGGAGGCAACAAUGGUGGCUACCAGCUCCCCCCCAACUUCUCCUCCCUGCUGACCCAGGGUGGUGCCCCUGAGCCCACCAAGGCCGGAGGAUACCAGCUGCCCCCCAACUUUUCUUCUCUGCUCACCAUGAAGCAGGAGCCCGAGUCCACCAAGGCUGCCGGUUACCAGCUGCCUCCCAACUUCUCCUCCCUGCUGCCCAAGAUCCCCGACUCUCCCUCUGAGGCUGAUGUCACCGGCCAGGGCAACGUUCCCCUCGUUGUCCCCUCCGCCACUCCUCUUGCUGACGGCCAGAAGGGUGAUGAGAACUUCGGCGAGCUCCAGUCUCUCUUCGGCUCCUUCUCCGGCAACCUCGACAAGGUCCAGGAGUAA